Messenger RNA from Helianthus annuus (common sunflower), 787 nucleotides. Its product is annotated as allene oxide cyclase, chloroplastic. Lineage: Eukaryota; Viridiplantae; Streptophyta; Magnoliopsida; Asterales; Asteraceae. The record is from RefSeq and is a predicted model, not a curated record. Gene Ontology annotation, biological process: jasmonic acid biosynthetic process. Bases 91 to 678 code for a protein of 195 amino acids. The transcript is spliced from 3 exons. Gene Ontology annotation, molecular function: allene-oxide cyclase activity.
UAUACAUACAUACACAUUCCUUAAAUCAUCUAUACCCAACAACACCCUCAAACACACACACACACUUAGUUGCAUCGGCAUAAUUCUUCAAUGGCAGCUGCUUUAGCUUCUCUUACAACUAGUCCCGCUGCUUCUGGCACACUGAGAUCCGCAAAAGUGCAUGAGUUUUGUGUAUACGAAAUUAACGAAAGAGACCGUGGAAGUCCGGCGUAUCUCCGGUUGGGGCAAAAACCAGUCAAUUCCCUUGGAGAUCUUGUUCCUUUCACCAACAAAGUGUACAGUGCAGACCUUGAGAAGAGAUUAGGCAUCACUGCCGGAAUAUGCAUUCUGAUCAAGAACAUGCCGGAGAAGAAAGGCGAUAGGUACGAAGCCAUUUACAGUUUCCACUUGGGCGACUACGGCCAGAUAUCCGUGCAAGGCGCCUACAUCACAACCGAGGAUACCUACCUGUCUAUUACAGGCGGGACGGGCAUAUUCACCGGAGCAUACGGUCAAGUGAAGUUGCAGCAGCUAGUUUUUCCCUUCAAGUUGUUUUACACCUUUUACUUGCAAGGUUUAGCUGCUGAUCUGCCUGCUGAGUUGCUUGUAACCGCGGUUCCUCCCUCACCCGCUGUGGAGCCUUCACCGGCUGCCAAAGCUGCUGAAUCUGGAGCCACCGGUCCUAAUUAUACAGAUUAAAAAAAAAAAAGAUAUGCAAUUUUAGUGAAAGUUUAUAUAAUGAAAAAUGUAGCAACUGUUUGUUAUUUACAUCAUGAAUAAGUAUGUAUAUGUUUGGUUCUAAUAUUAA